Molecule: messenger RNA, 585 nt
Organism: Zygosaccharomyces rouxii
Lineage: Eukaryota; Fungi; Ascomycota; Saccharomycetes; Saccharomycetales; Saccharomycetaceae
Product: 2-oxo-4-hydroxy-4-carboxy-5-ureidoimidazoline decarboxylase
Exons: 1
Coding region: 1-585 (194 amino acids)
Source: RefSeq, a predicted model, not a curated record
AUGAUGCAGUAUCAGAACUUUGUCCAUGCCUCCAAGGACCACCAAUUGGUGGUAAUGAAUGAGUUAUUCGAACCUUGCCAGGGUUUAAUCAGGCUGACAGUCGAUGACGAUGGAUUCAUGCCAAGAGCCCGAGAAUUGGACAAUUACAAAGAAUUUAUCGAAUUGGUGAGAUCAACUCUUAUACAAGUGUGCCUUGAAGUUGAAAUGGAAGCCAGUUCAUCGUCAUCUUCCACCGGUAACCGCAGAAAGUUGUUAGAAGAUGUAGUGAAUGCACAUCCAAGGUUAGGUGAAACCAAGAAACAGCUCUCUACACACUCGAUGCUGGAGCAGAAGAAUCUACAAAGUAGUCAAGAUUCGCCAGAAAUUCAAAAGAAACUCCUUGAGUUAAACCACGAAUAUGAGAAAGUUUACCCCGGACUAAGGUUUGUAGUGUUUGUCAAUGGCAGGACCCGGUUGGAAAUUAUAAGAAUUAUGGAAUCGAGAAUUACGUCUGGAAAUGACUGGUUCAAGGAAGUGCGUACUGCAAUGCAAGAACUUUGUAACAUUGCACAAGAUCGCUAUCGCAAGAAUAGUAGUCGAUUGUGA